AUGGCUAAGCACAUCCAACGCAUGUGCAUGGAGUUGCGCGCGACUCGUCGAAGAAUGUGGAUAAGGUGCCCUACACGUUACCCAGCUACCUACGACUGCGAGGUCUCUAUCAAUGAAUUUGACCGUGCUGUGCGCUGCCCGCCAUGUCACUCGGCGACAACACAGCCGGUGGCCGCCGUCUCAGCGAUCUCCACACUGCCAGUCCCGUCUCGUCACCCAGUGGACGGCGCCGAGAGGUCGCUCGAGCUGAAAGCAUCUACAUCGCAAGUCUGCACGCUGCUGAACGUGCGUCACGGCGAGUCGGCCAGUACUGCACACCAGCUAAAGCCUCAGCAGUCGCGGCACCACAAUGGCCUUCUGUGUCGACACUGCGUCUUGGACAGCAUCGUUUUCCUCUCUCUGUUCACCCACAUUUGUUGUAUAGAGUACUGGUCCAAUCUGCGUAGUUGCGGAGUGAAUGUGCAGGGGCUGGAGCAGUGCCAUCUGGAGAUCCCGGACGAUAUCUUCGUGGUGGUUCCAGGGGGCUCGACGGCAGACACGCGUGAGGUGCGCAAGACUGACGAGGGUCCGCCGCCGAUGGGUUUCCCCUGUCCCUCGACGUGGUUAUUCAACUUCGAAGGAAGCACCUCUUUCCACUACUUGCUAUUCAUUGACGUCGUGUGUGGGCUGCAGGAGCAGAGUGGCUUCGUCAAACACACCUCUGUAUUACUGCUACACGGCACACAGGACGUUCUCGUUUUACCCACUCACACUGUUGCCAUUACCACGAAACUGUGUCAGUGCACGAAAGACGCCGCGAACAAGGUUUAUCUCGACUUGCUGAGGGAUGCACGACACAACCUGGACGGUACCCACAUCAUUCACCCCUUCCUCAGGGACAUCAUUAUCCUGCCUCACUUGCGGCGUCAACGGGCGCUGCGCGGCGAGCUCGAUGCGACGCUAAGACACAGUGUUGAGUUGCAGCAGCAACAGAAGAAGCACACCGACCCUAGCGGUGGUGCUUCCAUAUCUGUGAGUGCUGGCGGCACGAUAGGUCGCGGCGAGCGACUUUCACGAACCAGCACCACGCAGCGGACGACAGAGUCGAUUGACAAGGACAGUGACGACAGAAAGCCGAAUGAGGCGCACAUGUGGUGGAAAAGUGGUGCUUCUGCUCCUCACGAGUGA
Molecule: messenger RNA, 1167 nt
Organism: Leishmania braziliensis MHOM/BR/75/M2904
Lineage: Eukaryota; Euglenozoa; Kinetoplastea; Trypanosomatida; Trypanosomatidae
Exons: 1
Coding region: 1-1167 (388 amino acids)
Source: RefSeq, a predicted model, not a curated record